CACACUUCCAGCGAAAGUCUGGAGGAACUUUGCUGUGAUGUCGUCGACGCAUAUGUGAAUUCGUUGGAUUGCGAGACAGUUGCGGUAAAGGCGAGAGAUCCUUUAUUGUUCAUCAUCUCCAACAUAACGGCAGCGUCAACAUUUAGCGCCAAGUUCGAAGCCAACAGCACGGACUUUGUGCAGCUGGCCAACAUAAAUAGAGGCCUGCCCGACAUGUCGCCACUGCAAAGUGAUAUUGCACCGUGGCUUGGCUUCUUACAAUGGCGCCUGGAAAGGGCCUUCCGGCGCCACAUGAAUGAGCUCCUGGCAAUCUUCAGCCGCCUGUAUGACAAGGCUAAAGCUGAUUACGUUCAAGGGAAGGAACUCAACUUCGUACACGCUAUUUUGGCUGCCAGAGAGGAAGCAAUUGCGCAAGACAGGAACGAUGCUGUCUACCUGACCGAAAGAAACCUGAUUCAGGUUGCGCUGAACCUGUUUGAAGUGUGCGAGGGUAACCCUUACUCGCUUCCGUCGCGAACCUCGGUGGUUCUGAGGCAGUUCAGUCAACGUGCUCGUGGUUUCUGGACGAACGAGUGA
Rhipicephalus sanguineus (brown dog tick) is the source of this 576-nucleotide messenger RNA. RefSeq lists its product as uncharacterized. Bases 214 to 576 code for a protein of 120 amino acids. Lineage: Eukaryota; Metazoa; Arthropoda; Arachnida; Ixodida; Ixodidae. The record is from RefSeq and is a predicted model, not a curated record. The transcript is spliced from 4 exons. Gene Ontology annotation, molecular function: heme binding; iron ion binding; monooxygenase activity.